CGGCAGUCUACCAUUGUGCCGGCGAUCUGAUAACAACAGUCUAUUUCCUCGGAUUAUAACUAGGAUCAAUGAUGAACUUAACAUACAAGCUGAACACCGGAUUUACCAUCCCAUUGAUUGGCUUCGGCACCUACCAAAUCCAUGGCCGGGAGCUCAUUUACGAGGUGUUGGAUUACGCCCUCAGCGCAGGCUAUCGGCAUAUUGACACUGCGGUCGUUUAUCGCAAUGAGGAAUACAUUGGAAGUGCACUGAAAACACUGCUCCCCAAGUACAACCUGAAGCGUGAAGAUAUCUUUAUCACGUCCAAGUUGAUUUCACAAUCAAACAAAGAUGAACAAUUUGUUGAGGAAAUGGUGCGAAAGUCGCUGGCCAACUUGCAAACUGACUAUCUCGAUCUGUACCUCAUCCACUGGCCCGGUGUGAGUGGUAUGCAAGUGAACCAUCCGGAUAAUGUAAAGUAUCGUAAGGCUACUUGGAAUGCGCUUUGUAAAAUGCAACGUGGUGGCCAUUUGCGUUCGAUCGGUGUCUCGAACUACACGGUAAAACAUUUGAAGGAAAUGCUAGCAGAAUGCAAUGGCGUUGUGCCUGCAGUCAAUCAGGUUGAAUGGCACCCUUACUAUUAUCAGCCAGAACUGCUGGACUUUUGCCGCAAGGAGGGCAUCUUUCUGCAAGCCUAUUCGUCGCUCGGUUCAUCCAACACAACCGAACUACGAAGUGACCAGACGGUGAACGAUGUAGCUAGCCGUCUUGGUAAAACUCCUGCUCAAAUACUACUUCGUUGGGCUGUGCAGCAGAAUAUUGGCAUAUUGCCAAAGGCCCGUUCGCGUGGUCACAUUGAGGAAAAUGCCGCUCUGGAGUUUGAAAUUCCAGCCGAGCAGAUGAAGGAACUGCAUGAUCUACGGCACACCGUUGGGCGCAAGUUUGCGUGGAAUCCAGAGACGGUCGUUUAAAGCGUUCUGAUUUCAUGGAAAGG
Anopheles coustani is the source of this 973-nucleotide messenger RNA. RefSeq lists its product as uncharacterized. Gene Ontology annotation, molecular function: oxidoreductase activity. Bases 69 to 950 code for a protein of 293 amino acids. Lineage: Eukaryota; Metazoa; Arthropoda; Insecta; Diptera; Culicidae. The transcript is spliced from 6 exons. The record is from RefSeq and is a predicted model, not a curated record.